Messenger RNA from Folsomia candida, 3447 nucleotides. It is a transcript of the gene babo, whose product is annotated as TGF-beta receptor type-1. The record is from RefSeq and is a predicted model, not a curated record. Gene Ontology annotation, molecular function: ATP binding; activin receptor activity, type I; activin binding. Gene Ontology annotation, biological process: cellular response to growth factor stimulus; nervous system development; protein phosphorylation. Bases 885 to 2492 code for a protein of 535 amino acids. Lineage: Eukaryota; Metazoa; Arthropoda; Collembola; Entomobryomorpha; Isotomidae. Gene Ontology annotation, cellular component: plasma membrane; activin receptor complex. The transcript is spliced from 16 exons.
UCAACCUCUCCACUAGGAGCUCGCCUUCUCGCCCCGCAACACAAAUCAACUACCAACUCGUGAAAUAUUAAAUUUGCAGACUUAUUAAGUACCCUUAUCAAAGAGGGAGAAAGUCACAAUUAAAAGUGUUAUCCGUCACACCCUUCUCCUCAUCCCUAAGGUCACACUGGUGGUGAAAGUGCUCUGCAGCGUUGGUUUUAAGUGCCAAAAAUCUCCCAGACAUGGGCCAGACAUAGCAACUUUAUAUAUAGACGAGUGUCUUGUUAUUGUUUAUUAGCAAGCGGACGGACCCUUCUUCUCAUACCCUGCAAAUAUCCAUCACAUCGCACUCAAAGACUUGGAACCUUCUGAACUAGACGUUAUAUAAUCGCCAGCCACGACGUCAUUAAUGUCAACGCCGACAUCUUUGUCACAUCAAAAGUUGAGAGCCGAGCUAAAACAACGCUAGCAUAAUCCACACCAACUACCGCACUCUUCAAUAUUUCAAGCUGUAAAGAACAAGUCAUGUAAACGAGUAAACUUAAAACCACAUUGCUGGAUGAAAAUCAAAAUGCCCAGCCAUCAAAGCAAUGGGUGAUCGGGGUACUUCUUGUAUCAUCGUAAAUAUCAGCAAUCAAAAAAGGAUCAAUCAAACCUCUUUCGACCGAAACUCCAAUUAACGUACCAAAACGCCUCUCACUCAGGCCUUGAAUAUUUAACCCCCACACUCCUGCGGCCGUCUGUGUAAAUAGGUUUAAAAUAAUAAUCGGGUCUGAUUUUCAUGCUCUGGAUUUCAUCAAGUAACUCUCACUGCAACAAAGAGACUGACACAGAAAGGAAUUUAUUUAGUGAAUAAAGUAACAAGAUUAUCAACUGAACGUCCAGCACCAAAUAACAAAUUUAAGAUGACGCGUCUAUGGAUUGCCGUUGUCUGUGUGUUACCAUUCUUCGUUUUCAAUGAGUUUCUUCUAGUCAAUGGUCUGAAAUGCCGAUGUGACAUUUGCCACUCUGACAACUAUACCUGUGAAACGGAUGGCUUUUGUUUUGCCUCCACUUCGUUGGAUAAGGAAGGAAAGCCAGAGUAUUCUUAUAGCUGUGUUCACCGUGAAGCGUUACUUCCUGGGUCUGUAUUUAUUUGUAGAGAAUUUGCAAAGGGUUAUAUUCUGCCUAAAACGUGUGGUGGUGUGGACUGUUGCAAGGAUAGUGACUAUUGUAAUGCAAAAUUGCGCCCACUUUGUGAAAACGAGACUUACAAAUACCCGAAACGUGUCCCCCUGCCACAGGGAUUUGAUGGUCGUAAAAUGGAACGAGGUCACCCGGAAUCAUGGGCAGAGUUGGGAGUUUUGGAAAUCGCUAUGCUAAUAGCAGGUCCAAUAUUUCUCAUCUGCCUUAUCGUCCUCAUAAUUGUGUUCUAUUCUUGGCAAAAGAACAACAGCAUCAAACAAUUCUCACAUCAAAGAAAGCCAUUGAUUGAAAAAUACUUGUUGAGCAAUCCUGUGGAUUCGAGCGGACCUUGUUUGAAGGAUAUGAUUGACAUGACCACUAGUGGCUCGGGAUCAGGUCUGCCAUUGCUCGUUCAACGUAGCAUUGCAAGGCAGGUGCAGCUACUGGAAGAGGUUGGAAAGGGCCGAUACGGGGAAGUUUGGCGCGGCCGUUGGAGAGGCGAGAAUGUUGCUGUAAAAAUAUUUUCGUCAAGAGAAGAAAGGUCAUGGUUUCGGGAGGCCGAAAUUUACCAGACUGUGAUGCUUCGACACGAAAAUAUUCUAGGCUUUAUCGCAGCCGAUAACAAAGAUAAUGGUACUUGGACACAACUCUGGCUGGUAACCGACUACCAUGAAAAAGGAUCUCUAUUCGAUUACUUGGGAAGAACAACUUUGGAUCACGUCACAAUGUUAAGAAUGGCAUUUUCUAUUGCAACAGGUAUUUCGCAUCUGCACAUGGAAAUUGUUGGGACUCAAGGAAAGCCAGCAAUUGCUCACCGGGAUCUAAAGUCUAAAAAUAUUCUGGUAAAAACUAAUGGGACAUGUUGCAUUGGAGACCUUGGGCUUGCGGUACGGUACGACACUGCAUCAAAUGAGGUGGACAUCCCCUUGAACAACAGAGUUGGUACUAAACGUUACAUGGCUCCCGAAGCUCUGGAAGAAGCAAUGAACUUGAGUCAUUUUGACUCUUUCAAACGGGCGGAUGUUUAUGCAAUGGGAUUGGUAUUCUGGGAAUUAGCUAGACGGUGCAAUGUUGGAGGAAUUUACGACGAUUACCAGCUCCCGUUUCAUGACAUGGUUCCGUCGGACCCCACAAUUGAAGAAAUGCGCAAGGUCGUAUGCAUUGAUCAGCAGCGUCCAUCUAUCCCAAAUAGAUGGUCUUCCGUUGAGGUGCUCGUUUUCAUGUCAAAGCUGAUGAAGGAAUGCUGGUAUCAAAAUGCUUCUGCGAGACUGACUGCUCUCCGAGUGAAGAAAACUCUUGCAAAUUUUCUAAACCCAAUGGAUCACAAAUAUGAUAAAAUUGAAGUUUAAAAAAAAACUGUUGUUCAGUAUACUCUGCUACUACUACUCGAAAAUACGAGUCACUAUUGUUUUUAUAUAGUAAAAUUAACUUUUGUUUUUGGGGAUUUCAAAUCCCGGAUUUGAAAAAUACGAAUGUCGUUAUAUAGUUCUUAUAUAUAGUAAAUUGUAAAUAUCUCUCUAAUUAUAAUGAAUCAGUCUAAGGUGUGCAUUAUUUAUAAUUAUAUUCGAAAAGAAAUACACUUUUCAAAUAUUAAUGACCUCACUUGGCAAAAUUUUGUAUAUAAUAAUCAGUGUGAUAUCACAUAUUAAUAGUGAUCAAGUUGUAUAACAUAUAUUCACUAACUAAUUGGACGGCAAUUCAUAAAUGCUUCAAAAAUGUUUUCUCGUUCAUGAGCAUAUAAAAAAAUAUUUACAAAAACAUAGGUUUAUUGUAUCAUACAAUUUGUAUGGGUAUCUCUCUGCUGAUGAAAUGUACCGCAAGAGGCUGACGGAGUUAAUUUUUUCGUUUCGCAAUUUCGCAAGUCGUACAGACGAAGAAACUGACGAGAUGAAGAUUGUCUAUGAAAAUCAGGUUGACUAAAACUAUUAACAUAAAUUCUUAAUUGUUUUCUAUAGUUUGUGUUCAGUUUUGUAUAUAACAGCUUAAUCCUUCAAAAAACUUAACUAUGUUCAAUUUGCGAACUUUUGUAUUUCACGCUCUGUAUUUGUGCAUUUAUAAUGUUUAACGAUUCAGUUUUUAUGUAAACGUCUUGAACUAAAAAAACACCCUUCAAAGGAUCCCGAUGAAAACCAUAAAGUAACACGCUAACUAAGCCCAGAAUUUGUUGGUGAAAUUUCUCGAGGUUGGCUUAGUUUACCUACUAAUUUAAGUAGUUGCAAAGCUUUAAAUUUAUUUUAUAUUUUUUACUUGUUACUAAUUAUUAUUAUAUAAACAAGGAAUAAAUAUGAAAUAGCUAAAAAUUUA